This is a messenger RNA of Drosophila serrata, 1324 nucleotides long. Its product is annotated as SPRY domain-containing SOCS box protein 3. The record is from RefSeq and is a predicted model, not a curated record. Gene Ontology annotation, biological process: proteasome-mediated ubiquitin-dependent protein catabolic process. Gene Ontology annotation, molecular function: protein binding. Gene Ontology annotation, cellular component: SCF ubiquitin ligase complex. Lineage: Eukaryota; Metazoa; Arthropoda; Insecta; Diptera; Drosophilidae.
UUUACAGCGCAUCGUUUGUUUUUUUUGUUUUUUGUUCGGUUGACACGCUCCCUGAAGCUUAUAUAUGGUGGAUCUGGUUUAACUGGACGCAUUCGCCACCGUCGACGGUUACAGAUCAUUGCACGCGGCCGUCAGAAGCGAUCAACCUCAUCGGAAUCGGAGAACAACAAGAGCAGCUGCAGCAUCGAUAUGUUGACGCCCCCGCACCAGGACGCCUACAAUCCCGGCUUCUGCGACUGCCCCUUCCCCAAUUCCAUCGAGGUCACCAGCCACAAGGGCCACAUACCGGAUCUGGUCAGGUGCCGCUGCGGCGAGGAUGUGCCGGGUAAUGUUAGUCCCUGGAAGUGGCAGACAUCAGAGGACUCGGAUGCAAUAGUGACGGAUAGAGACAUUAUUUUCCACCCAACCUACAGUCAAGGAACGGCGAUUGUGCGAGGGGAACGGGCACUGAAGCCAGGCAUGGUGCACUUCUGGGAAAUGCGCGUCAUCACUGCUCUAGCCGGCACAGAUGUGAUGUUCGGCAUCGGCACUGAGAGCGUUAAUCUAGGGCAGUUCAAGUUCCACUUUGUCUCGGCCCUUGGCACUAAUGCCCAGUCCUGGGGCUUUUCGUAUUCCGGCAAGGUCCAGCACUGCGGGGAGCAGCUGCCCUACGGCCAGAAGUUUUCCCAGGGCUGCCUGAUUGGUGUAUAUUUGGAUCGGACGCGUGGUCACUUGGAGUUCUACCUGAACCGGAGGGCAUUGGGUGUGGCCUACACGAAUGUGCCCACGGAUCCAGAUGUUGUCUUAUAUCCAAUGGUUUGCUCCACGGCGGCCAAGUCUGUGAUAAGACUGAUAAACUGCACGUCCCAGCCAGUGACGCUUCAGCUGCGCGCUUUCCAAGCUCUGUCCAAGCAGCCGAACAAGCUCGCUGAACUGCAGCAGAUGCCGGGACUUAAGAGCAUUCUGCAAUCCUACUGGUUCUUAGCCCCGCCUGUUCGCUACUCCCGGAGUUCGCACGACAACGAAUUGGAUUUGGGUGACGAGGCUGUCUUGUCUAGUUCCAAGUUAAGGCUGGGUCGAAAGCAAAAGUACCGAGAAUCCGACGAAGCAAGCAUAGAUGAAGACGACUUGUACGCCAAUGCCCACAAGAUCGCGUUGCGACGCAGCGACAGCGGAGACGAGGAACACGCCUCCUCGGUCCAUGAGAUGUGCGACGAGUACUUUCACUACCUUCUUUAGAAUCUAAAUAGGAGUAUAUAUGUUACACAUGUUAGGUAUGCAUUUAAUUAGAGAAUAACUAUUAAAAUGUAUUUUUUUUAAGUCUGAUUGGUGGCUUUAUCUAUGA